AUGAUACUUCGCACUUCGUUUCUAAUCCUUGUUGCCCAAGUCACUUGGCCAACAUGGACAAUCCUUGGACAGAUCGGACAGCCUGGCCAGGCUCCCGGACAAGUUCCGCUAGAUCAUGGAUAUAGGCAACCAUUGGAGCCGAUUAAAAAUAUUCUGCAAGGCUCUUAUCGAAAUAAUGUGACAUUGUAUUAUCGCAAUUCACCCUAUAGGGUGACGGGCGACGUCACCGUCGAGUUUGGCGUCACAAUGACGAUCGAGACUGGUGUUCGGAUCUACUUCGACACGGGUACAGGUCUUGUGGUGAAGGGAACCCUCCGAGCUAUUGGAAAUGAAUUCGCGCAUAUCGAAAUGCUACCUUACCAGCAACAAAUCAAUUAUGACAAUGACAUGCCCAAAUUUCGGUUGGUUGACGGCCCGACGGUUAGGCAAGGUCGGCUGCAGGCGCAAUUUAGGGAUCGAUGGAGAUCGGUGUGUACCAUGGUUACAAAUUGGACUUCAAUCGACACAGGUGUCGCUUGUAGAUCAAUGGGAUACUCUGAUGGAGGAUUCUGGAAAUGGUUUCUUCGAAAUAAUGAUACCUAUCCAUUUGUUAUGCCUAAACCCGACUGUCAUAAUGGCGCGAAGAAUCUUUGGGAUUGUCCAGCAUUUUCCGAUGAAAACAAUAUUCGAUUGAGUGAGAAUUUGUGCCAAGGCGAGGAUGAUAUUGGAAUUUACUGUUGGGGUCCGCCGAUGUUCACCGGUUGGGCUCGUCACUGGAAAGGAAUUCAAUUAUUCAAUUCUCCAUUUCACUACGUUCGUUCGGAUCCAGACUUGGUCGCUGUAAACAGAGAAUCUGACAGUCGACUGGAAUUCAUUGAUAUUCUUUAUGCCGGCUAUGACGGAGUAACUAAAAAUACAACAGCUGCUUUGUAUAUUCAAGGUGUUCCGCCGAUAAUGAAUGGCUUGCGGAUUGAGCGAAGCGCGAGAGACGGUGUCCAACUGGCUGAAGUUACCGGACCUGUUUUAAUCGCAAAUUCCACAUUUUCGUUUAAUCGCGGCCAUGGCAUAUUUGUCGACAACACAACCGACGGUCGCGUUUUUAUCAAUAACACAAGGAUUGAAGGAAAUUGGGGAGAUGGUAUCUCAUAUAAGCAGAAGACCGGCGUCAAUCUUGUCUCGCACGGACUACGUGAAAAACGACAUAUCGGAUUGCACGAUGAGGAUUUGCCGUCGAUUGAGAUGUGCUCGCAACACGCUGUCUCAAAAGAACAAUUUUUUCCGCAUUUGGUUGCGGUCAGUUUGAAGAAUCGGACGUUCUUGGAUCCCUCGCAACCACCACUCUGUUGGAUGACUGUUUCGUUACCCCCACGGUUACCGUAUACCUACAGUAUUCAAUGGAUGCACAUAAGUGAUCGAAAUCCGCCGUCAGCAAAUAGUAGUCUCGUGAUUUGCGAUUCCGAUAAUGAGAAAGAAAAUGCAUGCGGAACAUCGAGAUUCUCAAUUCCGAUCCAAAACGGAGUCUACCCACAAAGUGUCUCACUCAAAAGUUCUGGAAAGCCACUCUACAUCGCUCUAGAACACCAUUUGGAUGGUGAUCAAGCCGGAUAUGUUCAAGGCGAUAUCAAUCUUCUAUUCCGAAUCCAUGCUUCAGUGCUUGACAAAGCCUAUUAUGGGUUGAAUGUAACUCAUUGCAUUAUCGAGAAGAACACGGGCAAUGGAGUGUUUGCCAAUGACAUUCGAGAACGUACCGCAUUGACGAAUGUGACGUUGGAAGCGAACCAGGGAUACGCCGGAUUUCAUGUUAGGAACGGCGCUGCUGACAUUUGGAUUAAUGAAACGCGAAUUUUGAAAAAUUGGGGUGAUGGAAUGAAUAUUAGUUAUGCCGGUGGAAGUGUUCUCAUCAACGGCACACGAGUCGAGAAGAAUCGCUGGAGAGGCGCCUCGUUCCACUUCAACCAAUCAAUUCCUUUUCUACCGAUGUAUCAGGAGAUCAUAUUCAAGGGACGACCAUCGAAUAAUCUUUUCUAUCUUCCGACAACCAUCGCCGAAAAUGAAUGGGGUGGAAUACUUGUCGGAAAUUUUUGCGCUCCCGUAAAUUCUAUGGUUCGAAUCGAGCCAAAAGUGCUCAUCAGUUGGGUGGAAUUUCACAAAAAUCAAUACCAUCCAGCACUGGAAAUUUUCUCGUGUCGAAAUUCGGAUGUCUCGAGAACUCUAAUCGACAUCACGGGAAAUCGAGUAGAAGGAAAUCUUGGGUAUGGAAUGCGUAUUGCUCCCGCUGUCAACAUUCAUGCGACAAUAUCCAGCAAUCAAUAUUUGAACAAUAAUGACACCGCGCUGUAUAUUAGAAAUGCCCAGUGGCCACAGCUGCAACAUCUACCAUCAAAUAUCACAAUUUCGAAAAAUAGCUUCAAGUUCAACACUGCAAAAUAUAUAAUAUCAUUGGGAUUGAAUGAAGACGCUAGAAAUCAACAAAUCAUAUUCAAUCAACAAAAUGAGGUUCGAGGCAAUACUGUAAUCGAUCCGUUUCCCGAUUUACCACCUCGGACUACACCUUUUGCUGCCCUUGUGGUUUCAAGCAGCAACGUGAAGAUCCAUCGAAAUUGUUUCAAAAAUGAGCGAGCCAAAUAUGAAAUCGCGACCGAAUUAGAGCAACACGCGAAAUGGAUUGACGCAAGGGAAAAUAAUUGGGGAUCGCCGAUCGUUGGGCAGUUCAUCGACAAGAUAUUUGACCAGUUUAAUCGUUAUUCACUUGCUUCAAUUGAUAUUGAUCCAUUUAUGGCGGUGUGCAACCAACGAGUGCCACACAUCACACCACAGAAUGAAGUGUUUCGUCAGUUCCGAAAGUCGUCAGAUUCAAUGAGAAUCGGCGGUAUCAUUUAUGAAAAUCAUGAUCUACUGAAAGGAAGAUAUACGGUUACCGAUGAUCUACAAGUUGUGCCUGGUGCGAAGCUAACAAUCGCUUCUGGAAGCACAUUAGAAUUUGCCCACGGCGUUGGAAUGAUUGUUCAAGGCGAGCUGACAAGGAACGAAUUCGGCAAUGACCAGCGAGUCAUAUUCACGGCUGCACCAUUCGAGCUUCAAAAGAAAGAUCGAAUUCGACUUGUAGAUGAAGAUGGAAAUGAUGGAGUUACUGAAGGAAGGCUCGAAGUAUUUGUCGAUGAUCAAUGGGGAACAGUUUGCAAUCGAUCAUGGACGGCAGACCACACAAUUCUGGCGUGCAACCAGCUCGGACUUAUUGCUGAUAUUCAAUAUUUUGAAAAUUGGAGGAUUUUUCCGAGCAAGGGGGACCUUCCAAUGAUUAUGGAUAAUAUAAGAUGCGAGGAGAAUGAGGUGGAUUUGACGAGGUGCCGACAUGAUGGAAUUAGCAGAAACUGCGGAGCAGGAUGUCGACCAACGGAAGUUGUCGGGCUUCGGUGUUUGGAGCCGCGUUGGGCUGGUGUCCGUUAUUCACUGCUUGCAAAUCCUCCGACCGUUACCGGACAGACCACAAUGGACAAUUGGCUGAUUGAAAAGGGUGGAUUAUUCAAUUUCCGGACAUCGCAAUUCUGCGCCGCGUUUCAAAUUGACUGGAAUUAUCACACGUUUCACAGGCUUGAAAUUAGGAACAACUUUUGGGAUGGAAUCGAUAUCGGCUAUAAUGAUCUCAUAAAGAAGCCUGCAAUUCGAAAUAGUAUUAUCACAAAUAAUCGAAGAAAUGGUGUUCAUAUACGAUCCGCUGGAAUUACCAUCGAAAAUGUGACUGUUAGCUUCAAUGGGCAAUCGGGCGUACGAUACAAUCCGUCGCUCAGUGCUCAUCUGCAAAAUGAUAUUGUCUCUUGGCUGAGUCUCCGCGAACAACCCGAACUUGAAGCCAACAAUAUUUUCCAUAUUCCCAAUAGGGAUUUGGAUUUCAUUGAAGUUCUAGAAAGUAGCCUUAACCAGCGAAAAUUUCUAAUUUCGUCCGAAAAUGACGACUGCCCGUCAGAGCCUUUCGAAGAAUGCGUCUACAAUCUAAUGAUUCGCGCCAGUGGCUACGAGUAUGGCCUAUCAUCGAAAAUGGCAAUACAAAUUGUGAAUCCGGCAUCAAACGUUUCCGACGAGGACGCGGUCUUCACGGAGAUGUCGACCGGAAAAAGUUGGAGUGCCAGAAGAGAUCAAGUCUAUUUUCCGGUGGUGUCGACAAGAAACGAAAUGCGUAUGAGGUAUACAAGGUCGUACGGAAAACCAAAAUUAGUGAUUUUGAUAUUGUUCCUUGACACACAAGAAUAUCUGGAUCGGUUUGUUCACAUCUACAAAUCGCGAAUUGAAGAUAACCAAUAUGGGUUCUCCGCUGAACACUUCUCGAAUCUCACUUUCAGCGAUGGAACGCUGUCUAAUAGAUGGAAUGAAGAGAAAAUGUGGCUUCAAAAGGUGAAUUUUACAAGAAAUUCUGAAGCCGUCUUAUGGCUACACUCACCACAACACGUCGUUCCGCAAGGAACUCCUAUAACCGAGAUAACUUAUCACAUUGACAACUGCAGUAUAGUUGAUAAUACGGGUCCAUUGAUCGAAUCUCAUCGUGACAUGUUCGCUUCAGCAAAUGUGUUUCACUGGAUUUUCUGGUCGAACACGUUCGCCAAUAAUUCGAAUUCGGGUAUUUCGGUGUCAUUGCCAGACACGUAUGAUUUAUUAUCGAAACGCCAACACUCAUUUAUGCUGACGGAAAAUCGCUUUCAAAACAACGACGGAUUUCGCAUUCUUGUCUCCGGAUAUUAUGCGUUCGCCAAUGUUUCUUCAAACAAUUUCACUGAUAAUUAUGCGCCGUCGAAAUUUGGAAUUCUGGAGUUACGCGGAAUGGAGAAGAAUCUGAUUUUGGAACGAAAUCGCUUCUUCAAUAAUUGGGGUCAUUGGAUGGUUAAAAUCGAUACAUCUUCUCAUUAUUUAAGAAGCAUGCAAGUUCCAUCAUUGAUUCAAUAUAAUUAUAUGGAAAAUAAUCAUUUUGUCAAGCCACGCGGAGACUAUGUGGACAUGUGGCCCAGAUCGUAUGCAAUCGGUAUUUUCGGAUCACACAAAGUUGAUGUUCAUUUCAAUCGAUUAAAAAAUUCGCUUCUCGACUUUGAAUUAGUUUCAGGAUGCAAGUACUCCGAGAUCGAUGAUUUUAUGAACGUGACUCAUAAUUGGUGGGGUACUGGCAAUGAAGCUGAAAUCGCGCAGCGAAUCUUUGAUUUCGAUGACUGGAACACGUACAUGCUUGCAAAAUGGAGUCCAUUCUAUGUGACAAAUGAUUUGUUCAUAAAUUUCUGGUGGAAUCCUUUUAAGGAUGGACAAUUGGCUAAUGGGAGUUAUUCGGAACCGACAAUAUUCGAUCUUAAGGGAAGAAUGUUUGAAUCGAAAAAUAUGACGCUGAUAACGGAACGAUGGCAUAAUUUUCCGCAUUAUUAUAGGCCAUUUCGUCCAUAUCGAAUCACUAGAGAUUUGACAAUCAUGCCGGGAGCAACGCUAACCAUCGAGAGUGGAGUAGAAGUGCAUAUUUGGCCAAGCGUUCGUAUUCUCGUUCUCGGCAAUUUAAUAGCCGAUGGAACAUAUUGGCAGCCGAUCAGAUUCAAGCCAAUCAACACGACUGAAUACGACGAACUGAAAGGAAGAAUUCCAACCGAGUACAAGAGGAAGAAAAGAGAAGCGGUUUUGCCAACGAUUCUAUAUAAGAAUGCUGGAGCUCGAGUACGAGAAAAAAGAGCCGACAGAGGCCGACCAGACGCUGUUUAUCGCGAUUUUCCGACAUUGAACCGCGCCGAUCCUUACUAUCAACGAUUUACCGUUUCUCUAAGCGAAAACGGAUCCGAUUACGGCCGAUCUGGAUUUUUGCAAAUCUACAACGCAACCACAGGAGAAAUUGUUCCAUCGUGCGAUAAGCAAUUUACUUUAAGAAAUGCCCAAGUGGUUUGUCGAGAACUCGGCUUGGACACUAUGAAUGUUUAUCAUUGGGUAACAGAAAGAUGGGAUUAUAAUCCACAACUUCGCAUACUGAAAACCUAUAUGGAGCCAAGGGAAUGCCGGGGUGACGAACCGAGUCUCGAUCGAUGCGAACUUCGGCUAACUGGAAAUGUCAGCCAAUGGCAAUGUAAAGACAGCGAGCAUUUCAAUUACAUUUACUGCGGCAAAAAUGUUUCACUUGAAAGGGAAUAUAUCGGAAAUUGGGGAGGAAUUGCGUUUGCUCGACCGAGACUGGAAGAAGGAAUUUCAGUAGAAUCAAAAGACCGAUCUUUAUUGCGAAACGUAGAGAUUGUUGGCGGCGGUUCAGGGCACAACGACAGCUGGCAAAGUGCCGGACUUCAAAUAUUUCACCGAUCGCCAAUUAUCGAUCAUGUCAAUGUGACGAAUUGUAGCAUGCACGGUGUACAAGUGAUUUCACCUAGCCAGAAGCUGAUACUCAACAAUUUGAAUGUGACAGACAAUCACGGUCAAGGUGUGAGCAUCAUGACCACAUUUGUGCAAGCUCCUGGAUCCUCGCAACAAGUCCUGUUGAGGCCACUCACAAUUCCUUAUUAUACCCAAGGAAUGUUGGAUAUGUGUGCCGCUGUAAAAACCAUUGAAGUCCAAAAUCGAUUAUUGGUUUACUAUAAAUAUGAUUCGAUUCCCGUCGAUUGUGUGAAAGUUUUUACAUCGAGAAAUCGUAGAGUGGCCUUUCGAAUUAUUCAAUACAAUUUCUAUUCAUCUGACGCAGAUCUGGGAAGAUCUGAUGCUUUACGAAUCUAUAGUUCACCGGCAUUGACUCCAGUCAACCUACUCGCUGAAUACAGGCGAGGAGAGCCUUCGCAUGAUCCUUCAAUAGUAGUAACAUCUGAAGUUAUUGCGAUUCAUUUGCGGGCAACAGCGGCUGACGGCGUUUAUGGUUUCAUUGCAGAAGUGGCCGCCCUUCCCAGUAAUCCUGAACCACAUACUGUUGGAGAAGUUGUUGUGCGAAGUUCAAGAAUCGACAACAAUGAUCGCGGAGCAAUUGAGUAUUCGAACAGUGGCGAAAUGAGCCCAUCGCUCGUCAUUGAGGAUUGCUCGAUUUCCUAUAAUGGAAUUCACUUGUUCGGAAACAUUUCGACUUCGAGUCAAGCCGUUCAAUUAAACUUGCACAACACAUUGUUUCUCUUGUUCCGCUCGAAUUCUCUUGCUCACAAUCGCGGAGGAAUGUACAUCUCGUCGACGUCAAGUUCACCGGUAGCGCGGCUCAACGCACUUGUCAAAAAUUGCCUAUUCUCGCAUAACUCAAAUUCAACAACGGUGGCGUUGUUUGGAAAUAAUUAUCAAGUGGUCACAUUCUUGAAUAACGUGAUCAGCCAUAAUUAUGCACUCUACCACGAUACGAUUGUCUCACAAGACGUUUCGGUGAAUAUGACAAUGAAUACAAUAUUUUCGAAUAUUGGCGCUCAUACACUUGACAUUCACGCAAAUUCGAGAAUCGCCUCGGAUAAAAACACAUUUGUCCGGAAUCAUUUCUACGACAAUACGGCCCUUGGACAUGGUCAUCAGUAUAUGGAAAUGUAUGGAUUCCAGCCAACUGAGGAGAACAACGAAUUUUUGAAGCGACCGCGACGAAAGAGAUAUGUUCUAACGCAACGAGGAGUUUCGUUCGAUUGGUGGACGCAUGUCGACAACGAGACAACUCGAUAUCGAUCAACCAUAAUUGCCGGAAGUGCUCAAGAAGUGUUCAAAUACAACACGUUCAAUGAUCCUGCUAAUGACUAUGAGCUAACGACGGCAAGACAAACGCAGUAUGACGUUGGAACCAUCGAUGCGAAACUCAACUAUUGGGGUUAUCCUGGUACUGUCGGAGUUGCAUCAGGAAAGAUUCGAGAUCAUGAAGAUUACCCAUAUUUGGUUAAGGUUGACUAUAAUCCUGUGCUUGAAUCCAAUACAUCACUGAUAGAAGGUGAUUGCCCCGCCGGUUGGUUUCAGGCAGGACAUCAAGAAUUCAAAUCUUGUUUCCUGUACGUCGCGGCGGCUGUCACGUACAACAAAGCGGUUUCGUAUUGCGAAGAGUUGGAUGCCUUCGUGCCUUACUUGAGGACUGAUGAUGUCAGACAGAAAGAGAUUGGUAGAAGAAUUGAUGAAAUGAGCAUGAGUAUAAUCACCGACACCGAGCGGAUAUCGGCAUACGGCGUAUCCAAUGACAUGCAUGUUUGGAUAUCCUCUGUGAAUGUGCCAUCAACACAAUGCGCCUGGCUGAGCGCCCGAAGCAAAAGAAUCGGCACCGUCAAUUGCAAUUCACUUCUUCCAUUCGUCUGCGAGAAAGGUACCCAACCGUACUCGGAGCCAAUAAUGUGGAGAACGGGCAUCGUAAUCGCCGUUAUCAUUGGAGCCGCACUGUUGGUUCUUGUCAUUCUUCUGAUUUUGUGUUGGUGGCUGAAAUCGAAUCGAAGGCGUCAGGAGUUAGCGGAACGCAAAAGCAUUGUCAGAGCGAGUAUCAAACUUCAAAAGAAAGCAAGAGAGCAUGAAAUGAAGCUCGCUUCUGGAAGUCUGCCUUCUCAUGAAUCUGCCCAUGUUAGCCUUCGAUCAACCACAAUAAGCGCCUACGAUACUUCAUGGAAUAAGAAGAAGUACACCCAAUCGCCAACUGAAACCAUACGGACAAGUUGCAGCGAUGCAUCGGAUCAUAUAUAUUCGUAUACAGACUUCAAGCGCGGAACAGCCAGUGCAACAUAUACGGACACUUAUUAUAAUCGAUAUUCUUCUGUUAACACUAAUCCGAAUCCGUACUCGGAGAUAACGGAAACUGGAACUUCCACCGGGACUGGAACAACUGUACGUCUACGAACCCCGAAUUCAACAAUUCCAACAACGAAUACGACGGAAUCAUCGGAUUUCACGUGUAGCACAUGUACAUCGGAUUCUGAAAGGACUUCAACGGCCACUGAUGUCUCAUCAUACAGUGAUCGGACCGACAGUACCGUUCAGAAUGGGAAAUAUUUGCGUCCAAUUUCGCCACCGAAGCCAAUGCCGCGAUCGCCAGGAAUACUACGAAGAGCAGCGGAGAACACUUAUAGAAAUUCUGCGUCUGAAUUUCUUUCAGGCACCAACAACUUCCAGCCAUUGCCGACGGAUCCCUCACCACCAAGAAAUGCACCAAUUCCUCAAAGUCGAACGACGGCUGAGAACUCACGACUAUUUGCAAAAAAUGCAACACCAUCAAGACCUAGAAAACAUGUCAUAGAAACUACAAUGUAA
Caenorhabditis bovis is the source of this 9153-nucleotide messenger RNA. Lineage: Eukaryota; Metazoa; Nematoda; Chromadorea; Rhabditida; Rhabditidae. The record is from the annotation of a GenBank genome assembly.